GCCCAGCCCAGCCCAGCCCCGGACGCCUCUCGGGGAGGCCCGCGCUAGGGGAGCUCCUCCCGAAGCAGCAGCUGGCCGGCCACACCCUGCACGUCGAGCCUUCUCGGGCAGCCUUUGGGUUCCUGCGCCCUGCGUGCCAAGCCGAAGCCUCGCCUCCGACGACGCCCCUAAGGCUGUUCGUCCGCGGGCCCCUCCCAGCCAGGCCUCGCGCGGGUCCUGGUCGCACUCGAGCGGCCCUCAGCCUCCACCUCCAGUGAUUUUCCUGAGCUGGGCCGCCUCACGCCUCCGGGACCAUGCUGCGCUGGCUGAGGAGCUUUGUGCUGCCCGCGGCGGCUUGCCAGGACGCGGAGCCGCCAACGCGCUACGAGACCCUCUUCCAGACACUGGACCGCAAUGGGGACGGCGUUGUGGACAUCAUUGAGCUGCAGCAGGGGCUCAAGAGCUUGGGCAUCCCACUGGGCCAGGACGCCGAGGAGAAAAUUUUUGUUACUGGAGAUAUCAACAAAGAUGGGAAGCUGGAUUUUGAAGAAUUUAUGAAGUACCUUAAAGACCAUGAGAAAAAAAUGAAAUUGGCAUUUAAGAGUCUGGACAAAAAUAAUGAUGGAAAAAUUGAAGCUUCAGAAAUUGUCCAGUCCCUCGAGAUAUUGGGUCUAACUAUUUCUGAACAACAAGCAGAGUUGAUUCUUCGAAGCAUUGAUGCUGAUGGGACCAUGACAGUGGACUGGAAUGAAUGGAGGGACUACUUCCUAUUUAACCCUGUUACAGACAUUGAGGAAAUCAUCCGUUUCUGGAAACAUUCUACUGGAAUUGACAUAGGGGACAGUUUGACUAUUCCAGAUGAAUUCACAGAAGACGAGAAGAAGUCUGGACAGUGGUGGAGGCAGCUUCUGGCCGGAGGCAUUGCGGGUGCGGUCUCCCGAACAAGCACUGCCCCUUUGGAUCGCCUGAAAGUCAUGAUGCAGGUUCAUGGUUCAAAAUCAAUGAACAUAUUUGGUGGCUUUCGACAGAUGAUAAAAGAAGGAGGUGUCCGUUCCCUUUGGAGAGGAAAUGGCACAAAUGUCAUUAAAAUUGCUCCUGAGACAGCUGUUAAGUUCUGGGCAUAUGAACAGUAUAAGAAGUUGCUUACUGAGGAAGGACAAAAAAUAGGAACCCUUGAGAGAUUUAUUUCUGGUUCCAUGGCUGGAGCAACUGCACAGACUUUCAUUUAUCCCAUGGAGGUUAUGAAAACCAGGCUAGCUGUGGGAAAAACUGGACAAUACUCUGGAAUAUAUGACUGUGCAAAGAAGAUUUUGAAACAUGAAGGCUUUGGAGCUUUUUACAAAGGCUAUGUUCCCAAUUUAUUAGGCAUCAUACCUUAUGCAGGCAUAGAUCUUGCUGUGUAUGAGCUCUUAAAGUCCCAUUGGCUGGAUAAUUUUGCAAAGGACUCUGUAAACCCUGGUGUCAUGGUGUUGUUGGGAUGUGGUGCCUUAUCCAGCACCUGUGGCCAGCUGGCUAGCUACCCCUUGGCUUUGGUGAGGACUCGCAUGCAAGCCCAAGCCAUGGUAGAAGGAGCCUCUCAGCUGAACAUGGUUGGCCUCUUUCGAAGAAUAAUUUCUAAAGAAGGAGUACCAGGACUUUACAGAGGCAUCACCCCAAACUUCAUGAAGGUGCUCCCUGCUGUAGGCAUCAGUUAUGUGGUGUAUGAAAAUAUGAAGCAAACUUUAGGAGUAACUCAGAAAUGACAAGUUGAAGUUUUUGCUUUAGCAUGCUUGUGGAAAUUCUCAACUAUCUCUAAGUGACUUCUACAAUUGUGAUGAAUCUCUGGCAAAAGAAGCAGUAUAUAUAUAUUUUUUUUUCACAGAAGUAUAUCAGUGAUCGCUAAAUUGUUUGGGCUCAAUUUUAUGUAUACAAAAUAUUAAAAAUCAUGGUUUUAUUAAGUUUUGAGAAAGCCACAAAAUUGAACUUUGUGUUUUCUGAUUAGUCCUUCUGCAGAUCUGUGCCCUGAAUCCUAAAUCUGAAUAUGUACUCACUUGAGCUAAAUUUGUUUUGCAUGGUAGAAUUAUAAAUCACUAAUCUUCAUUCUGGUUGAUUCAAAUUUAUGCUAAUUCCUUUAUUCCUAAAUGUCUUUUAGAAAUGAUCAGAAAACCUUAUGACUUAUUUUUUUUUUUUUUUUACAUUUUAGAUGUCUUUAUAGACUUAAACUUUUCUCAUGGAACCAUUAAUAGAAAAUCAUUGUAUUUGCAGUGUAUUUUAUAGCAUUUAAAUAAAUAUAGGGUUUGUUUGCCAAUCUUUCUUUCAGACAGAAAUCAGAGUAGAAAUGGACAUGAGUGGCAGAAUGUGUAAGGAGGAGCAAUGAAAUAAUAUUUAUUUCAGUAGGCACAUUUCCAUUUUACUUACACUGUUAUUUGGUUCCUGGGAUUAUACUCUGAUUGGCAUAUAAAACUGUUAAAUUAUCAACAGGAAACAAUUUAUUUUAAAGAUUCUAUUUAUUCUGUCAUAGCAUUGAAAAACAUCAGGGAGAUGAAUGCAUUUUUCUUACACCAGUUUCUGAAGAGCAUCUCUAUUUUGUUUCUCCUUUGUUUUCUACUUUUUCAAUCAGAUUCUGUUUAUCAGGAAGGCUUCUAGGGACCAUUCUUAGUAAUCUGGAAUUUCUUAAUGACAUGAAGUGAGGUGAUCAAGGGUCAAUGACAUGCUCAUUUCCUCUUUACCGAUGAAUAUUUUUGAACCAGCCAUUCUCAGUUUGGGUAGCACAAAGCUAAAAGAAUUCAUAUUAGUAUGUAUUAAUCUUACAUAUGAGAUACUUAUAUUUAUGUAAAAGACAAUUUGUAAGCAUUUACAUCCAUAUUUUCAUUUGGAACAUGGUAGAAAGUUUUGGAACAUGAUGGAAAACUUACUUUAUAAUAUUGGUAACAUUCUAAAAUCUCACUAAAGCCAUUUUUUGUAGUCAACUUUUAUGAUUUGUGUGAUUAGAACUUGAAGUUAUUUUUAAUAUUUUUUCAUUGAGUUCCUAGAUUCACUUGAUUUCUAGUAAUUUCUGUUGUAAAUUGACAGCAGUUUCAUUGAAAAUCUAGUGAAAUAAUAGGUAUUUACGUUAUUUGAAUCUACCUCUUUUAUUAUUUGAACCAAAGAGAAACAUGGACUUGUGUUUGUGUGACAAACUCUAAAAUACAGUUUAUUUACUUAUGCCUGAUAAAUGUCUCAAUAUUUUCAGACUGUACUAUAAGUAUCGCACUCUGUCUUCAGGUUUAUUUGUACUUUUGAGUGAUACAUAAAAUGCAAUAUUAAGGUACAUGAUUAGUUCUUUUUUACUCAUAAAACUGUGGAAAUGAAUGGUUUCAUUAUCAUUUUUGAUAUUUCAAGUUGGUGAAGAAUAUGAAAAUAUUUAUAUUAUACUUCAUUGUGAAUUUGAAUUGUUCCAUGCUGAACAUUUGUAAGGUAUGAAUGGUAAGAUAUUUGCACAUCUUGUAUCUUUUGAAAAAAUGAUUUUGUAUCUUUUGGAAAAAGCCCCCAGUUAAAGAUAGCUUAUUUCUGGCAAUACUGCAUUUUACUUUCCAUUUAUAUUAAAAAAAAAAUCUUUAUAUUUAA
This is a messenger RNA of Ictidomys tridecemlineatus (thirteen-lined ground squirrel), 3564 nucleotides long. RefSeq names its product solute carrier family 25 member 24 (gene Slc25a24). Gene Ontology annotation, molecular function: calcium ion binding. Gene Ontology annotation, cellular component: mitochondrial inner membrane. The record is from RefSeq and is a predicted model, not a curated record. Gene Ontology annotation, biological process: transmembrane transport. Lineage: Eukaryota; Metazoa; Chordata; Mammalia; Rodentia; Sciuridae.